Aspergillus thermomutatus is the source of this 279-nucleotide messenger RNA. RefSeq lists its product as uncharacterized. The transcript has a single exon. Bases 1 to 279 code for a protein of 92 amino acids. The record is from RefSeq and is a predicted model, not a curated record. NCBI's taxonomy places the organism in Eukaryota, Fungi, Ascomycota, Eurotiomycetes, Eurotiales, Aspergillaceae.
AUGAGCGACCCAAUCGACAGCGACAGUACGUAUGGCACCUACGACGUCGAAGCAUCUACCGACUACGGCGUUCGGGGAACCAGAAGGCUCAACGACAACAAAAACACACCCAGGAGAAAAGAAUACUAUGCCUCCGGCAUCAAUGACUGCGGCUGGGGGUACGACUAUGACUACGAGUCAACUGGCCUUGGCCUGGGAGACUAUACAACAUCCGCCGCGGAAGCACCGGUCGAGAGAUCCACGCCUGAAGGUUCUCAGGAUAGGAGCGAGAAAUCUUGA